Messenger RNA from Magnolia sinica, 1731 nucleotides. Its product is annotated as UDP-glycosyltransferase 82A1. NCBI's taxonomy places the organism in Eukaryota, Viridiplantae, Streptophyta, Magnoliopsida, Magnoliales, Magnoliaceae. Bases 31 to 1431 code for a protein of 466 amino acids. The transcript is spliced from 2 exons. Gene Ontology annotation, molecular function: UDP-glycosyltransferase activity. The record is from RefSeq and is a predicted model, not a curated record.
GAAGAGAUAGGUCUACAGUGGCCAUGACCCAUGAAGUCCAAAGACAAGCCACAGAUCGUUUUGAUCCCUUAUCCGGCACAGGGCCACAUAACACCCAUUAUCCAGUUAGCUGCUUCUUUUCAUAUCCACGGUUUUCAACCGUUGAUCAUCAUCCCAGAUUUCAUCCAUGAUCGUAUCGUUGCCUCGAGAACGAACAGCGACGAUGGGCUAGUUUUUCUUCCCAUCCCCGACGGGUUGGCAGAGGGCGAGCCACGCAACUUCUUCACCAUCAGUUUCGCCAUGGAGAACAACAUGCCGUGCCAUCUCGACCGUGUACUUGCCAUGUUGCACGAAGAAGGAGGGGGACGUGUCGCUUGCGUGGUCGUUGAUUUGUUAGCCUCGUGGGCCAUCGACGUUGCAAGCCGCCAUGGAAUUCCAGUGGCUGGAUUUUGGCCAGCCAUGCUUGCUACUUACAACCUCAUCGCAGCCAUUCCCGACAUGAUCCGGACCGGUCUCCUCUCCGAAAAUGGAUCUCCUCUCCUUAAAGGUGUGGUCCGGUUUUUGCCGGGUCAACCCAUGCUCAGCACCGAAGAUCUACCCUGGUUAGUUGGCAAUCCAGCCCAAAAGAGAUCAAGGUUCCAGUUCUGGCUGCAGACCCUCCAACGGUCCAGAUCUCUUCCAUGGCUCCUCGUCAAUUCCUUCCCUGACGAAGAUUGUAAUCAACAACAACAUCUCCCAUCAAGAUCAGUGCAUCGCCACCGUCCAUCUAUACUCCAAGUGGGCCCACUCACAAGGCACACCAGGAGCAACCCCAGCUUAUGGGAGGAAGACAUGAGCUGCUUAGAUUGGCUCAGGAAACAGAAGCCUCGGUCAGUGGUCUACGUGUCAUUUGGAAGCUGGGUGGGCCCGAUUGGGGAGGCCAAGAUUGCUGAGCUGGCUCUCGGGCUCGAGGCCACACAGAGGCCGUUCAUCUGGGUGUUGGGGCCCGAAUGGCGGGCCGGGCUCCCGAGCGGGUACUUGGAUCGGGUGGCCAUGCAUGGUAAGGUGAUUACAUGGGCCCCACAGAAGGAGGUCCUGCGGCACGAGACCGUCGGAUGCUACCUCACGCAUUGCGGGUGGAAUUCAACGGUGGAGGCCGUCGAGGGAGGGAAGCCGUUGCUGUGCUAUCCUGUGUCCGGCGAUCAGUUUGUGAACUCAACGUACAUCGUAGACGUGUGGGGCAUUGGGGUGAAAGUGGGUGGGCCAGGGCGACGGGCGGUCGAGGAAGGCAUUAAGAAGGUGAUGGAGGAUGAUGGAGAGAUGAUGAGGAGGGUGAUGGAAUUGAAGGACAGGAUCAUGGGAGAGGAGGGUGAUUCAAGAGCUGUGGCCACUCUCACUGCUUUCUUGGAUGGCCUAAAAACAAUCUCUUUGGAUGCUGGGGAUUGCAUCUCUUCGUGUGUUAGCUCUUUGUAGUGUGAGUGUGGGUAGGUGAGGAACUGAAUUGUGGCACACGUGUACAAGAUCUGACCGUUAGUCAUGUGGGUCCCACCGCGGGUAUGCAGUGAUUCCAAGUUCAGGCUGGCCCACUUGUUGGUUGGACCAGAUGAGCGCUCGAACGUAAGUCAGGGUGGCCCACCUAAUGGGUGGACCCACUUGAUUUUGGGCCAGGGUAUGUUGACUGAAGGUCCACGUGUGUGAUGGACUUUCCGUGGCAAAUGUGUAUGAUGUAACCGUUAAAUGAAUGGACUUUUUUCGCAAUGAAUGCUAGCCGUU